Drosophila subpulchrella is the source of this 5279-nucleotide messenger RNA. RefSeq lists its product as uncharacterized. The record is from RefSeq and is a predicted model, not a curated record. Lineage: Eukaryota; Metazoa; Arthropoda; Insecta; Diptera; Drosophilidae. Gene Ontology annotation, molecular function: protein tyrosine phosphatase activity. Bases 196 to 4350 code for a protein of 1384 amino acids. Gene Ontology annotation, biological process: protein dephosphorylation. The transcript is spliced from 2 exons.
CCUCUAGCUCCAGCUCUAUAAGAAAAUGUUUUUUUUUUUAGAAAACGCUGGAUUUACCAAUGAUUUGCGGCCAAUUUGGAUGUGCUAACUGUGCGGGCGAGCUAUUGAGAAUGCCGAUCGAGUGAGGCCAAGACACUAAACGGGCGGAGCGACUGCGCCGCGAUCGCCCCGCUUCAGCAAUUGUGUGUGUGUAUCAUGGACAAGCUACGAAACAACAACAAGGAGAAUGCACCCAUUGAGUACCCCUACCCGCAGCCACAGGCCCCCCGCCCCAUGCACGACUCCCCCUCCCCCGCCUCCACCACCCACCCCCUGGAAGCUGGCGAGGAUGUGGAGAGCAACAAGAGCACGCCCUACUUCACGCCCCUCGAGUUCCUGCAGACGUCCUUUGAGUUCCCCUCGCCCACAGCGGAGGGUGGGGUUCCAGGCAUUCCCGAGCAGGAGGAUCCAGAGGAGGAGGAGGCCUUCACUCCACGACAGUUCACCAUCGCCAGCCCCCACCCAGCGCCACCGCAUGUCCAUCAUCCACCCAGCUCGCAGAGUCCCACUUUAAGCCGCAAGUUCAAGCGGUUCUCGCUGUACGACCGCAGAUCCUGCUCGCCGCACAUCAGCAGCUCCACGGGCGAGGAGCGGGGCAGUGGGCGUGGCACCGACAAGGAGAACACCAUGCCCAAGGGCGAGUCGGACGAUCACGACCUGGAGAACAUCUUGUAUUUGUCAAAGAGCGAGCACAACUCACCCACCAUCCUGUUCAAGGAUGAAUCCUCUACGACGCCGGGACUGGAGGCCAGUCGCCUCAGCUACUCCCCGAAACUCCUGUCCUCCAUCAACAAUUUGAACGUUUCCGGUUCACCCCUGAACAUCAUAAACUCGGCUGGCUACAAGAACGGCAACUUCUUUCGCUUCCCGGAGAUCGAUCAUGUUGUGCAGGAUGCGCCCAUGGAUACCGGAGGGAUGGAGGAGGCAUCGCGCCGGGAUCGCAGCCCUGCAUUGGCCGAACCGCCGGAGCAGCAGCAGCAGAAGUCGGAGGGGCGAAAGAAUCGCAAGAAUAAGAACAAUCUCACCAUUCGCAUCAUGGACGUGCCCGUCAAGAACUCGGGCCAGGCCUCGCCGUUGCCCAAGCCCAAGACGCCGACCAUCAAGAGCACCAAGGAGAAGGCACGCUCGCUGGACUCGGCGGCCAAUGAGUCGGAGCUGUCGAUCGUGGUGCACAACAUAACCGAAUCUCAUUCUCAUGGCAGCUGCGAUGACAUGGAGUCGGGGCAGAGCAAGCCGUCGACGAGUGUUAUCCACCACCACCACCAUCUUCAACAGCCCGCUUCCGCUAUUCACUCAACGUCGCUCUCGCGACUGGAUAGCCACCUGAGCUUGGCCAACCAGCGGCGCACGCCGCGUAGGAAGUCACCCGGAAUCAACAACACUGACUGGCUAAUGUACCACCGCAAGCAGAACCCAUAUCAGGUGCCCUCGUCGCACUGCAGCUCUACGGCCCAAAGCUCCCUGGACUCGGACGCCAGUUUGACCCCCAGUUUGGGCGACUCCGAGCUAAAGUCCGCCUGCAGCGUGGACGGCGGCUCCAAGUUUGGAAUGGGCGCUAGCCUGGCGCCGAGAAGCGCCCACAAGCACAAUCAGCUACUGCACUCGUCCAGCACCAAUCUAAAGACGCUGCCCGAGUGCCUCACCCUCGUGGAGUUCUCCUCCUCCGGCGGUGGUCCCAAGGAAUCGCCCUUCAAGCAAAAGUCCAUGGAUCUACCGAUGCCGCCGCUGCAGGCCAAGGCCACGGUGUCCACAUCUUCGAUGAAUCUCCUCCAGCGGCGGGGAUCCAAUCACAGUUUAACGCUCAACCUGCACAGCUCUUGCGGCAACCUGAUGAACAGCGGACUCAGCCACUCCAACUACAGCCUGGGCUCAAUACUCAACUCCAAGUCCAGCUGUAAUUUGGAUGCGGGCACGGCUGGCCAAAACAGGUCGGACCAGCAGCCGCAAACACAUCUGUUGGCCGGCAGCCAGGGCAGUCGGCAGGGGUUGUUCCGGAGACGGGGAUCGAACCACAGCAUCACCCUUAAGACGGGACACACCACCACCUCGUGCGGGGAUCUUAACUCCAUGCAUCAGCUUCAACAGCAGCAGGCAAUGCUGAGCGCGGAGAAGUACAAUCGACUCAACAUGCGCACCAAUUCCACCGGCUCGGGAUCGGGUUCGGGAUCCAAUGUACCUACUCCAAAGAGAGGACUGCUAGAACGCCGCGGCUCCAAUCAGAGCCUCACCCUAAACAUGGGCAGCAUACUGGGAGGAGGAGCAAGUACAGAGAUUCAGGUGCAGGACAUGGGGCAGCCGAAGGUGACGGUCUGCAGUUGUGCUGCCGCCAACCAAGCUUCGCAUCAGCGCAAAUUCUUCAGCACCGAGAACUUAAACAGCAGCAAGGUUAACAACCAAAAGUUUUUUGGACAGGUGUGCUUUGGGUCCGCCUCGGACCUGCAACCCAAUCCGCAGCAGGAAUCGGCUAGCGCGGAUCAGGGCAUGGGGGCCACAUGCACCUGCGCCGGAACCGUGCGCAACAUUAUGACCCGACCUCUGUCGCCGCAGACGACCAGCGAGGAGUUUAAGAUCUACUUGGCCAGCAUUCAGAUGCUGCAGAGCGCCUCCAACCCGCUCAACCAGUUCGAUCUGAUUCGGCUGAACUACGUGUUCGAUCACAGCUACCAGACAAACAGGAACAUCAUCGAGCAGCCACCUGUGCUGGGCCCCAACGCACGGGACUUGGACACGCCCACUGAUCUGGUGCCACCAAGCUCCGAGGACAGUGAACUGCUCGCCUGCUACCAGACGGUGGUCAAGAGAAUUGUGCAAUCGAUACCGGAACUAGAGGAAACCGAGCAGAAGCGCAUCUUUCGGGAUCUGCACAAGGAGUUCUGGGACCUGCCGCUCAAUCACCAAGAGAAGCCGAUGGUCUUUGGCUCGCAGACAAAGAAUCGCUACAAGACGAUCUUGCCCAAUGAGCACUCGCGCGUGCUGCUCGAGACCGAGUCCAGCGAGCUGAUCACCCUGCAGGAGGAGGUGAAGCGCACCUGCUCCGUGACCGCCAGCGAGGACAUGCCCUACAUCAAUGCCAAUUAUAUCAAGGGACCCGACUACGUGUCCAAGUGUUAUGUGGCUACGCAGGGUCCGUUGCCCAAUACCAUCUUCGAGUUUUGGCUGAUGAUCUACCAGAACACCCAGCGCUACAUACGACGUUGCGUGGAUGGCGGGAGCAGCAGCAGUCCGCACAUGGACCGAGCGCAGAUCCUGCAGCAGUACUUCCAAAAGAUUGUCAUGCUCACCAACUUCACGGAGGCGAAUCGCCAAAAGUGCGCUGUCUAUUUUCCCAUCGAGCUGAAUGAGAUCUUUGCGGUGGCCGCCAAGUGCGAGGUGUUUCAGCUGAGUGCGGCUGCCCGGAACUAUUUUGAUCGGUACUUGACGCCCACCUUUGUGCCGGACACUGUGGUGGCCUCCUCGGAGGCGAUCGACUAUGAGUUAAGUGGCCGGCACAUUGGCGUGGAGUCGGUGAAGGUGACGCUGGAAGGAGAUCUGCUGGAGGCUCUGCCCGCCCAGGGAAGUUUUAUCUUGAUCAAGAACGUCGGUAUUGUGCGAAGGAAUGGCUACUCGGUAAGGAAGCUGGUGCUGCUCUACUGCAUCCGUGUGCCGCAGAGUGCCAGCUACCAUCUGCAGAAGAUCUACUGCUACCACUACUGGUAUCCGGACUGGCCGGAUCACCACUCGCCGCGGGACAUCAACACGCUGCUGGACACCUGCUUGCAUGUACUCAACCUAGGAAAGUGUGAGUCGGAGUUCGACAACUACGAUGAGAAUAGAACCGAGAGGAACGCCCACCUGGGGGCACAGCGGUUGGAGAUCUACCAGCAGGACAUAUUUAAUGCUGUUCAGCCGCUACCCGUGAUCCACUGCUCGGCCGGAAUUGGGCGCACUGGCUGCUUCACGGCCAUCCUGAAUGCUGUGCGUCAGUUGCGCCAAUCGUUGGCCUACUCGCUGACGGGAAUGCUCACCAAAUCACUGACCAGCAGCACAGAGGAGGAGUUCCAGAGCCCAACAGACAGCGACAGCAGCUUCACCUGCAACACCAUACGGCACAUCAGGCACAUCCUGAAUCACCAGGAGACGGAGGCGGUUGAGACGCCCCCAUCCUUCGACCGCCUGCCCAAGAUGCCGGACAUUUUCGUGGACGUGCUGGGCAUCGUAUGCAAUCUGCGUCUGCAGCGGGGCGGAAUGGUCCAGAACUCGGAGCAGUACGAGCUAAUCCAUCGGGCCAUUUGCCUCUAUUUGAAGCGCACUCUGGCGCUGAGGCGAUUUUAAAGAUGCGGAAACGCAAAUCAAACCAUUUUUGACGACGAACGAAAGGAGAUGAAGAACAAAACACCAAUUUACUAUUUGUAAUCACAAUUUUUGUGGCCCUUAGUUUAAUGAAGCAACCACGACGGACAAGUAAGAUGAAACCAUGGCUAAAAGAGUCUCGAAAAAGUUACAUAAGAUGGCAUUCUCCGAAUAGGAUGGACGAGAUGCUCUCGAUGUUUGCUAAAUAUUACUAUUACCACAUAUUCUAUAUAUAUAUAUAAAUGUUUAUUAAGUGUUGGAUGUAUGUGUGUUAAAUGUGUACAUAAGUGUAAAUGUUUCCGACUUUUGGUGUGAACUAUGCUUAAACUAAAGUUAAUUAACAAUUAUUAUACCUUACCUUACCUUACCAAAACCAUCCCUUACCAUAACGAAGCGCAUCUAUACAGAGCUCGAGACGUUAGGCCGCGUCCUCCGGUGAGUUGUGCAUCCUGCUUGGUGGCGGAGAAAGCUCAAACCUUUUUCAAGUCGGUCCCCUUCCCGGGGUCCUUCUGACUAAACACCAAUUUCCCCAAUCCCAAGCGGACAGCUCGACCGCCGGACGCUGGCCAAAUUACGGACAAGAGUUCAUUUAAAACACAUGAGAAAAUCUCGAAAAGAAAAAUGGAAACCCAUAAAUGAACUUGUAUUAACGUUUAUGCAAUGGAACUAGUCAAAUAAAAAUUAGAAACAUUUUAAAUGUAACUUUAAUGUGCAAAAUCGACAGUGUUGUUAUUAUAGUCUAUGAGGUCACUGGGCAAUUGUUUUUUAAAUUGUUUCAUAUAAAUAUCAACUUUUAGAUACUUUUAAUUAUGAUUUGGUUGAUUUUCACAUUGAAUAGUUCAUUUUCUUAGUUAAUUUAAUUUAUUUAAGUUUACAUUUUAAUUCCAAUUUAGACCCGAUUUUGCAAUGUC